Cryptomeria japonica (Japanese cedar) is the source of this 510-nucleotide messenger RNA. RefSeq lists its product as uncharacterized. The transcript has a single exon. NCBI's taxonomy places the organism in Eukaryota, Viridiplantae, Streptophyta, Pinopsida, Cupressales, Cupressaceae. The record is from RefSeq and is a predicted model, not a curated record. Bases 1 to 510 code for a protein of 169 amino acids.
AUGGAUGGAAUUGAACAAGAAGUUCGAAGAGUUGGUGAGGUUCGAAAUGAACAACCUCGUCAGGAAGAGCAACCUAGAAAUGAAAUUCCUAGAGCUGAGGAACAACUUGGUCAUCGAGCUAGGAUUGAAGAGGAGCUAGCCAAAGACUUGAAAAGGAUAGCCCCACCUACGUUCAAUGGUAAUACCAUUGAUGAUGGUGUUGAAGCUUGGGUAAUUGAGAUGGGGAAGUAUUUUGAACUUCAUAACAUGUCUAAUGAAACUAAAGCAGUAUGGGUUGCUUAUCAGCUUACUGGAGAACCUGCGACAUGGUGGGACAAUGAGAAAUCUAAGAAGAAGUUACAACCUGGUGAUAUUACUUGGGAAAUAUUUUUGCAAUCAUUUAGGAAGAGGAGGCUUCCUCAGUUAUUCUUCGACACGAAGAUGACUGAAUUCCAGAAUCUGACGCAAGGUGGAAUGACAGUUACUCAAUAUUGGGAGAAGUUCACCAAUCUCCUAAAGUAUGUUCCAUAG